AGAAUAAACCGGAACGUGACCUGAUUUAGAUCUCCUAAUCGCAUUUCGGUAUCGAUUCUGUUUACAGGUAUCGGUUUAUAGACGAAAUUUUUUAGGUAGACGUUGCGAUGUGUGCGUGGGUAUGUUUAUCAUCUCGAUAGGUAGGAUAUAAUACUAUAAAAUCAUUCUGUAAGUCAUUCGUGGCAGUUAGUUUCGUUUGAGAAAUAAAGCUUAGCUACUCCACCGUGUAGCAUAGCAAUUAUAAAAAAAAUCAGUCGAUUAUGUCGGUAACAUCCCAGAAACCAUACGUGGUUAUUACUGAACAGCCACAAUCGAAAGCCCUACGUUUUCGGUACGAAUGUGAGGGGCGCUCGGCCGGUUCUAUCCCGGGAGUAAAUAGUACAGCAGAUGUAAAAACCUUCCCCAGUAUUGCGGUUCAUGGAUACAGAGGGCGUGCUGUAGUGGUGGUUUCCUGCGUCACGAAGGAUAUGCCUUACAGACCACAUCCGCACAGUUUGGUCGGCAAGGAAGGUUACAAGAAGGGUGUGUGCACAGUGGAGAUCAACAGCAACACUAUGAGUUACGUUUUCAGUAAUUUAGGAAUACAGUGCGUAAAGAAAAAGGAAAUCGAGGAUGCACUUCGAUGUCGCGAGGAGAUCCGAGUUGAUCCAUUUAAAACAGGCUUUGGUCAUGCGAAACAACUGGCUGCUAUUGAUAUGAACGCUGUGCGACUCUGCUUUCAGGUGUUUCUGGAGGGGCAACAGAGAGGUCAAUUCACAGAGGCGUUGCAGCCGGUAGUGUCUGACAUAAUUUAUGAUAAAAAAGCGAUACCAGAUUUGAUUAUAUGUAGUAUCAGUGCCGUUAUGGCUCCAGUAACAGGUGGAAAGAAGAUUAUCCUGUUAUGCGAGAAAGUUGCGAAAGAGAAUAUCUCGAUACGGUUCUUCCAUUCGGACAACGGCAGGAUUGUUUGGGAAAAUAUAGCUGACAUCCAGCAGAUCAAAGUUCACAAACAAGUGGCAAUUACGUUUUCAUCGCCACGAUAUACCAUUGAUACCGCACAACCUGUGAUGGUGAAUAUUGAACUGAGAAGACCUUCGGACGGUAUCACCAGUGAAUCAGUACCAUUCGAGUUACUUCCUGUGCAUUCCACACCUAUAGGUCUGAAACGUAAACGAUAUCUUCAAUGCGGUUCGGAAUACUUCGCUCCAGGAAGCACCGGAAAUACUCUGAACAAUUUUGGUGAUAAUACUGGUUUUCCAUCAGUCGAAUGUCUUCCAGGUCCAAGUCAUGCUGGAAACCGGGAUCAGCCUAUUUUCUACAGUCAGUACAACCCUACACCGUUGGCACCAAGUGGUCAGCCGAUCUAUAAUUUGCAACAGCAACAAGUUUAUCAACUCCCGCAGCAAACGCAGAAUCAGUUCAAUUCUAAUGCCGUGAAUAAUAUAGCUUUCAAUGACGACAAUUCACAGAACAGUUGCCUACCGCUAACUAUAUCUCAGCAAACCUUCAAUGGAGGAUCUGACACGACGCAACCGGUUUAUCAGCAACACUGUAAUGACUCGGAAUAUAAUCUUGGUAACCUGUUAAGAAUGGAACACGGAAAAGAAUUUGACCUCAACCCAUCGGGUAUGAUGAAUAACUAUAGUAAUCAACAACACUAUCCGAAUAAGUAGUCUCCGUGAAAAUAACCGAAUCAGGAUUCACUACAA
Molecule: messenger RNA, 1688 nt
Organism: Toxorhynchites rutilus septentrionalis
Lineage: Eukaryota; Metazoa; Arthropoda; Insecta; Diptera; Culicidae
Product: embryonic polarity protein dorsal-like
Exons: 1
Coding region: 261-1652 (463 amino acids)
Biological process (GO): canonical NF-kappaB signal transduction; non-canonical NF-kappaB signal transduction; cellular response to stress
Cellular component (GO): cytoplasm
Molecular function (GO): DNA binding; DNA-binding transcription factor activity
Source: RefSeq, a predicted model, not a curated record